AACAACCCCAAGCACUCUACCAGUAACUUGGCGGAAUUUAGACGUUAUUCCUGACCAAUUACCCGCGCAACACGCCCAUAGACGGACCACGAUAUCCAACGAUGGCAUACGUACCCCCCGAAGAUGAGGAGAUAUUAGUUGACGCUCGCUUGAUUUACAAAACCCCGUAUCGCCCUUAUUAUAUAUCAGCGGCUACUGAAAAUGAGCUAUUCCGCCCAUGCGUGCACAAUUGCGAGCAACUUGUAGCUAAGAUCACAAGUGUACCACAGUGGGUUAUAGAUAAUCCUCAAUCUUAUAAAAACAGGUGUCAGCAAUUUAUGGAACUCUAUAAUGAAAUGUCACCGACGGAUCUAACACUCAUGGACAUAAUGUCAUUAUCAGCGGAUAUAGAUGACUUGUUUUUUCAUGGUCUUCUCUACUCAUCCCACGGCCACUUGGUAGAUAUUAGGAUGGAAAGAUUUGACCUUGAUUACGACGAAAGAAAGCCGAAUCCGGACCUGGGACUCACCUCGGGAAUAACACUGGCAGACAUGGAAUAUCCACCAAAAUGUACCAUAGUACUGAGUGGCCCGUUCAACAGAGACUAUGAGAGGAUUAUGCGGCUCAGUAAGGUGUCUCAGCUAUCCACAUUGGUCCAUGAAAUGGUUCACGCAUACAUCAAUUGCUAUUUUAAUUGGAACCGUGAUGAGGAACACCUAGUUGGGGCUAAAGAGGGAGGGCAUGGACCAGUAUUUCACGAGAUUCUCGAAUGGGUUAACGCACUGUUGGCCAAAUUGGAUAAACGAUUUCAGAACUUGGAAGAGCAGCAUCCUCAAGUACUGAAAAAACCCAGACCGCCUCCACUUACUCGCAGCGCGAUCCAGAACGUUUCCGACGAGCUACUAAUUCUGGAAAAUCUUACUAACCAAAGACUCGAGCGUAUUGAAGAAGCCCUCGGAAUCAAGAAUUGAGUCAAGUCAAAUCGAGGAUAUGGUUGGACGAACGUGGAGACAGUGUAAUGAAUCAGAAAUGGUUGCGGAUAUUUAGAUACGUAUGAAAAUAGUGUAUGGAC
Messenger RNA from Hypoxylon trugodes, 1051 nucleotides. RefSeq lists its product as uncharacterized. The coding region runs from base 102 to 950 and encodes 282 amino acids. The transcript has 2 exons. Lineage: Eukaryota; Fungi; Ascomycota; Sordariomycetes; Xylariales; Hypoxylaceae. The record is from RefSeq and is a predicted model, not a curated record.